AUGAUGACAACUGUCUUUUCAAAUCCCACCCAUACCGGGUGCACCAGCGGCAGCUGCAGCACCAGCACUAGUAGUACCUCCUCCAGCAGUAGAGAGGAGAGAGAGAGGGAUAGAGACAAGGGUGCCCGAGGCCAGAGGAGCACUCCAGAGCCCAUUAUGAGUGAUGAAGAUGCUGAGACCUGGGACUCUGAGGAGGCAGUGAGUUUGCAUUCUGAGCCAUCUGAGAGUGAGGGUGACGAUGCCAGCUCUGGUUCCGAGAGCGGAGGUUCUGAUGCCGAGAUAGGUUCAAGGAUAGAGAGUGGAGAUACUACCAGCUCUGGUUCAGAGGUUGAUUCUGGCAGCAGUGCUUCUGACAGUGGCGCAGAUGGAGAUAGUGCCUCUGAGUCCUCUCCUCUGAGGAAAAGGACGAAGAGGGCCCCUCCAGCCUGA
Camellia sinensis is the source of this 429-nucleotide messenger RNA. The record is from RefSeq and is a predicted model, not a curated record. Lineage: Eukaryota; Viridiplantae; Streptophyta; Magnoliopsida; Ericales; Theaceae.